This is a messenger RNA of Durusdinium trenchii, 1105 nucleotides long. Lineage: Eukaryota; Dinophyceae; Suessiales; Symbiodiniaceae. The record is from the annotation of a GenBank genome assembly.
AGAACCGGACGCGCCCACUGCCGCUAUGUGGCGUCCUCCGCGUUAUGAUGGAUUAUCAUGGACCAUGGUCGUGCGGUUGUGAUCUACUUCUUGGGAAUCAUCUCUGGCGUCUGCAUUCUCCCUGCAGUGCUCUUCACCCACGAGCACCUGCUCCCACGGCCAGCCAAAACGCCGGCGCCUCCGACGGUGGGACCUUCGCCCAAUGAACUGUGGCCGACGGCAGUAGCUCCGGGGCAGAUGGAAGAUCUCAAAGAGUGCGGACUCCCGAGGAUUUGGUUGCACCUUGAUGCGCCCUCCCAACUGCCCUAUGAGAAGCUGGACACAUAUCAGCCUGGCAGCGGCCGCUUCAAGGGCCAAGCUGGACAAGACAGGUGGGUGGAUCAGGUUCUUCAAAGCCGCAGAAAGCUCUUCGUGGUGGAGUCGGGUGCGCUGAAUGGCAUCAAUCACUCCAACUCCAUCUUCUUCGAAACCGAGCGCGACUGGGAAUGCUUGCUCGUGGAGGCCAAUCCUUAUUUAUGGCCCGAAGUGCGCGCGAGACACCGGAAGUGCUUCUUCUUAAGCGGCGGCCUGUCCAUCACCAAGGCACGGGAGGACUUCCCCUUCAAGCUGGCAGGUCCUUUAGGUGGCUUCACGGCCACCAUGGGCGCCGCACAUGCUCAGCGUGCGAAGGCAGAGAUCGCGCGCCAGGCGCCGUGGAUGAAGGGAAAGCAGUCGACGGGAGAGGUGAUCAGAGUGAACGCCUUUCCGUUGGACCACGUCUUAGGUGCGUUGAACCAGUCGGUGGUGGACUAUUGGAGCUUGGAUACGGAGGGAAGCGAGCUUCAGAUCUUGAAGGGCUCAGGGUUGGAGAACAUCGAGCUGGGUGUUCUCACGGUGGAGCACAACAACGAGAAAGAAAAGAGGGAUGAAAUCAAAGAGUUCCUGCAACAGCACGGGAUUCAGCGAGUCCGUGCAGGAGGGCAGGAUGAUUUCUAUGCAAAUCCGAGCUAUUUUCACCGGAGAGGCUGGCCUUUCCCUGAGACUUCGAGUCCCUGACAGCUGACAGCGCUGCAGCCGUAGCCUUCACAUGAAGCAAGGGUGAUCCUGAUGAAAGCUUAGCUGGACC